Messenger RNA from Cuscuta campestris, 1581 nucleotides. The record is from the annotation of a GenBank genome assembly. NCBI's taxonomy places the organism in Eukaryota, Viridiplantae, Streptophyta, Magnoliopsida, Solanales, Convolvulaceae.
ACUGCCUGACUGGCGGCCUCCAAGCGUGUCUGUAUCAAACUUCCUCCAUUCGAUAUACGAUCCGUGGGUGGAUCUUCAGUUAACCUUGCCUUCUUCGGCCCUGGCUCCACUCUUGAUCAAUCAAAUGGCCUACGAGAAUUCUGCAUCUCCAUGGAUGAUUCAACUUUAUGCAAAUACAGUUGUUAGAUCUCUUUCAAAAGACUCCCUGGGAAUACCAACAUUAGCAAUACCCAAGCUUUGGUCUAGAAUGGGGGAACAAUACAUUUUAACUGGUGAGUUCAUUGUUGGAGUUUUCACGUCAACCUUGGUCAAGAAAUACAUGACUACAAAGAUUUAUUUAGACCUUGACAUUGAUGAGGUUCUUGCCUUAAAAAAAGAGUGGUUCUUUGCCAAGGGGACAUAUAAUUCAACCGCUUAUCAUCGAGAAACAAGAGGUCGAUAGACAUGCCGUUUUAAGCAAUUUGAAAACCAUUGGCGAGCUUUUAGAAUUAACAAAGACAGACUUUAAAGAUGUAAUAAAAUGACAUUAAAUCUGUCUCAUUCCUUUGCAUACAUAAAGUAGUAAUUUUGUUUCUGACUUGAAAAAACUUUAUCUUACACAUGUACAAGGCACACUACUAUUUUGUGUUGCUAUAAUAUAUGACAUCCACAAUAAUAAUGGAUGGUACUACAACUCAUGUGGCUGCAAGGGAAUAAUUAAGGCGUGCGGUCGAAGUUUUUGGUGCAAGAAGUGUAAUAAGACAGUGAUGAUUCCAUUCUAAGAUUUUGAAUUAAGUUUUGAGUGAAGGAUGCUGCAGAUUGUACGAAGUUCAUUGUGUUUGAUGAUAUGAUAGGACAAUCUGCCAUUAGCAUAUAUGAUAUGCAAGAGAAACUGGAGGAGAGUGAAGCUUCUAUGGGCGAAGUACCUGCUAUUAUUGCAAACCUUAUUGGCCAACGCUUUGUUUUUGGCCAAACACAUUUCCAUGAAUGAAUUUGCCAUCAUAAUUACAACCAACUGCUUCUUUCAUUACUGAUGAUCGGUCUCCGUUUCUUCCCGUCGGGCUGCACUUAAGUACACAAAGGCAUUUCAUCACACUGUUGCUUGAAGUCUUUCAACUUGAAUCUAUCUUUUAGCAUUGCAAAAGGUUGAUGCUGCCACUGUCCUGACCAGUGACGAGCUCUGCCAAUGUAGCUCCUGCUUAGAAUCGAGGAACCAUAGAGUUGGAUCAACCCCAGUAGGUGGUUCGGGGAGAGUCAGUGGAGCGAUGAACAAACCACCAAGCCAGGAGAGACGCAGCUCUAACACAGCUUCUUCUCCUUCAAUUCUGAAGUUCAAAUUAUAAUUUAGGGUUCCACUAAUAAUUAAUUUGCUUUGUGUCAUCUAUGUUGGGAAUUUUGAUUAAUUGAUUCCAGUUGCUAUCUCUUCCCCUGUAGCAUAUGAUUGGUCAAUUUCUAGCAAUUAAUUUUCAUUAUUUAGUUUGGUAUUUGUUUGUGUAGGGUGUUAUUCUAGGCAUCCCUGCAGAGUUAACCAAAGGAGAAGCUGUCACGAUUGGUAUCCCUUCUGUGAGCUUGGUUUAUAUCUAUUAAACACUAUUUGUCAUA